Messenger RNA from Drosophila yakuba, 1238 nucleotides. RefSeq names its product mediator of RNA polymerase II transcription subunit 15. The record is from RefSeq and is a predicted model, not a curated record. NCBI's taxonomy places the organism in Eukaryota, Metazoa, Arthropoda, Insecta, Diptera, Drosophilidae.
UUGGCUGCUGUUUCACGAUUUGUUUCCGAUUAUAAACAAGUUGGAGCCGUGGAUUGGUAUAAAAGAGCCGGUGCCCGGUUGACCCAUCAUCACAGCACCAAGAAACUCGGACAGCGAGGGAGCAUUCGGCCAAAGACAGCUAACCAGCAGAGAGACACCCACCCAAGCGACAGCAUGAAGAUAUUUGUGACGGUUCUCAUGGGCGCCAUGUGCCUCAGCCUCAGCCAGGCGGACAUCAGCUUGACCCAGGCGGGUUACAACUACCGCAUCCAGCAGCAGCAGCAGCAGCAGCAGCAUCAGCAGCAGCCUCCCAUUGUGGCCCACCUGUUGAACCAGCAGCUGCAGCAGCAGCUCCAGCCGCAGCAAUCCUCGCAUCCGGUGCUUCCCCCCCUCCCACUGCCCUACCUCCCGCCAGCUGGUCACCUUCAUUCUGCCCAGCCUGCCGUUCGUCCCACAUCCGGAUCAUUCCCUAUGCCCGCCGGUUUCCCCGUAAACUUCAUCCAGCAGCAGCGCCGCGCUCGUCCGCGUGUGAGGAUUCCCAAGCGUCCCAUUGUGACCAAAAACUUUUUCAUUCACUCGGCGCCCGAGGAGUCCGAGGAUGAGGUGCAGGACGAGUUGAACCAGUUGGCCCAGCAGCCUCGCAACCAUUACAAUGUGCUCUUCGUGAAGACGCCGGCUCAGACCAACCGCGCGGCAGCUCUAAACUUGGCCAAGACGCUCAAGCAGGAGAAGACCGUGGUCUAUGUGCUGGCCAAAAAGACGAGCGCCGCCGAUCUGCAGGAUGCCAUUGCCGAGGCGCCGCAGCAGAUCAACAAGCCGGAGGUGUUCUUCAUCAAGUACCGCACUCCCGAGGAGGCACUCAAUGCCCAGCGGCAGAUUCAGUCGCAGUACGACACUUUGGGAGGCAGUUCCACCAUCACCGACGAGGGAGUCGCGCCCAUCACCUCGGUGGUUGGCUCCUUGGAUCCCCCAGAGGAGGAGGAGGAGGAGCAGCAGCAGCCGCAGCAGCAGCAGCAGCUUCAUUCAGAGGGACACUUUGUGGAGAAUGGUGCUGGAAAUUCUGGCGUUGGUCCCAUCGGCAAUCAUUAUCUGCCCGCGAACCAGUUCUAAGUAUUCUUCAUUGCUCGUCACAUCCAGAUCUAGUUAGCUGUCAUCAAAACCGCCUAGUUUUAAGUGUUUGCCAAUGUUACCCAAACCCGUAUUAAAUUAGAUUGUUUUCAAAAACUUGAAAAGUAAAA